ACCAACAGCAACAGCGAUAGCAACAAGAGCAGCAGCAGCAACAGCGAAGUCCGACGAAACCUUCUCAUCCUUCUCCUGCGUCGCUUCUCGUGCGAUCGUCUGCCUCGACCUCUCUCUCGCGCGUCGCCGCAGCAACCAUGGUCUGUGUCUCCUGCAUCGUCAUCCCCUUCAUGCUCUGGUUCUUUCACAAGUACCUGCAGCCGUGGCUAGGCAAGUACAUUCCCUGGCUGAAGCCGGCCGCGCUUCCAGCGGACGGCGCCGCCGACGCCGCCGCGCCGGCCGACGGACAGAAGAUGAAGUGUCCCUUCUCGAAGAAGAAGGAGGAUGGGGAGGAGGAGGAGGAGCCGGGGAAGGCGGGAGUCACCGAGAACGGGUCGACGGCGAGGGAGGAGGUCGCUGUCGUUGACAAGAAGAACGAUUAGUUUGCUCUCUCCGCAUUCUCCCGAUGCCACCGCCGCCACCAAUGACAAUGUGGGACUGAUUUCCUCUACUGUGCACGCCGAGCUAGAGUUUUCUCUGGAGUAUUUCCUCUUUACUCUGCAGUGGAAUGUUACUGUGCUGGCGUCUACGGGGGAGGGAAGGUUAAGAAGAUGAUGCUAAGUUGAUAAGAUGAUAAGAUGCUAAGUUGAUAAGAUGCUAAGAUGAUGUGGGACUGAUUUGCUCUACUGUGCACACCGAGCUAGUGUUUCCUCUGGAGUAUUCUGCAGUGGAGUAUGACUGUGCCGGCGUCAGCAGGAGUGGGGAUGCUGAGAAGGAGCACUUUCUGCAGGUCCGAGAUAGAGAUUUAUCGAUGGCGUGCUGUGAUGAUGUUUAAUGUGAACAGAUGUCAGUUUACACCGUGAGUCGUGCACCAUGGCAUCUCGGUUGUGAACCCUGAGGUGCUUCUUCUAUCUAUCGUGCACAAUGUUGGAACUGUGUUAGCUGCAAACGGCAAUGCACACUCGUUAUAUGUAAGGAUCCUUGUAAUUACGCUGUAUGUCGUUAAUUUGCGUGUGUACAGCGUGUUGUUUUUGUUGUUUAUCACGUAAUGCAUGGUUACUGUUUUGGUGAUUAGGACAAUAAUUUUUGAAAAGAAUUUUUAGUGCUGUAAGCGAACUAAUUAAUGAGGAAAUUCAGGAAUAUAUUAUCAUAUAUUUGGUAUUAAGUAAGAUAAAGCACGUGUCAGUUGAUGUGAUUCUAGAAAAAUCGACACCUUUUUGCGCAACCAUACAAUUGUAAAUCAAGAGCUAAAAAUACGAUGUAUUUUUAGCUCUUGAUGAAAUGAUUGUAGUAAUAUCAGUGUAAAAUGUAACGUACUGUUACCACAGUAACCUCAGUAAUGGGUUGGAAUUAGAUGGCGUUUUCCUAGUAUAGAGUAUAAACUUGGUGGAACACACGACACACUGCCAUGCCAUUUUCUUAGUAUUUCUAGGGCCCUGAAAUUUAAUCGGACUUUUAAUUUUCUUUCUUAGACUUGUCAAGAAAUCGGUUUGACCUGUGCCAAUUAAUGAUGUGUUAUAAUAAAUGGUAAAUGGCCCUUCACAUCAAAAAUCACAUUCAA
Priapulus caudatus is the source of this 1540-nucleotide messenger RNA. RefSeq names its product UPF0729 protein C18orf32 homolog. Bases 138 to 422 code for a protein of 94 amino acids. The transcript has a single exon. Lineage: Eukaryota; Metazoa; Priapulida; Priapulimorpha; Priapulimorphida; Priapulidae. The record is from RefSeq and is a predicted model, not a curated record.